CACUCACUCACUCACUCACUCCUCCUGUGUUUCUGCCAUGGCGGACGCAAACAUCUCUCAGGUGGCAGCCGUGUACGUGAACCCUCGUAGUCAAGUUCCCGUUCUGGACGUCCAUGACGCUUACACGGACUUCUACGACAUGGACUAUGGCGUUCCUGCUGAUGAGAUGCCGGACACCACGCAGGGACUGGCCUACUUCGUGGCCACCAUCGUCAUCGGAGCGGUCCUGAUCUGUAUCAUGCUGGUGUGCGGCUUCGGAAACUUGUUGUUCAUCGCCACUCUGGCCCGAUACAAAAAACUCAGGAACCUCACCAACCUGCUGAUCGCUAACCUGGCCAUCUCCGACUUCAUCGUGGCGGUGGUUUGCUGCCCUUUCUUGGUGGAUUACUACGUGGUCAAGCAGCUCUCCUGGGACCAUGGGAAAGUGCUGUGUGCCUCCGUCAACUACCUCAGGACUGUGUCUCUGUACGUGUCCACCAAUGCCUUACUGGCCAUCGCCGUUGACAGGUAUAUGGCCAUCGUUCAUCCCUUGAGGCCCAGAAUGAAGCUCCAGACGGCAUACUGUCUCAUCACUGGGGUGUGGGUCGUCCCAGUGUUCAUUUCCAUACCGUCCGCAUACUUCGCGUCCGCCACCAAAGUCCCCAACGGGGCGAACCGCAGCAAGACCUUCUGCGCCCAGAUCUGGACGGUGGACCAGCAGCUGUACUACCGCUCGUACUUCCUCUUCAUCUUCGCGGUGGAGUUCGUCGGGCCGGUGCUCACCAUGGCCCUGUGUUACCUGCGCAUCUCCCAGGAACUCUGGUUCAAGAGCGUGCCGGGUUUCCAGACGGAGCAGAUCCGCAAGCGCCUGCGCUGCCGGAGGAAGACGGUCAUGGUGCUCAUCGGGAUCCUCACGGCGUACAUCCUCUGCUGGGCUCCGUACUACGGAUACACAAUCCUGCGGGAUUUCCACCCGACGCUCAUCUCGCGGGAGCGCAACUCCCUGGUGGCGUUCUACAUCAUCGAGUGCAUCGCCAUGAGCAACAGCAUGAUCAACACCUUCUGCUUCGUCAGCGUGAAGAACAACACGGUCAAAUACUUCAAGAGGAUCGUUCUUCUGCGCUGGAAAUCCACAUACACCUCCAGGAAGACCGUGGAGGAGACGGACAUCCAUCCCAAUCUCACCGAAUGUAAGAAGGGAGCCGAACUGAGUGGUUUUCACGUCACCCACAUUACAGACGAUUAAAGAGGACUGGUAACACUUUACAGUGAGGUUCAUUCGGUAACUAACAU
Rhinichthys klamathensis goyatoka is the source of this 1272-nucleotide messenger RNA. It is a transcript of the gene prokr1b, whose product is annotated as prokineticin receptor 1b. NCBI's taxonomy places the organism in Eukaryota, Metazoa, Chordata, Actinopteri, Cypriniformes, Leuciscidae. The transcript has 2 exons. Bases 38 to 1225 code for a protein of 395 amino acids. Gene Ontology annotation, molecular function: neuropeptide Y receptor activity. Gene Ontology annotation, cellular component: membrane. The record is from RefSeq and is a predicted model, not a curated record. Gene Ontology annotation, biological process: neuropeptide signaling pathway.